GAGAUGGACUGCUCCAGUUGGCUGCUCUUCUAGGGACAGCUGAAUCAAGGCUUUUGGUCUCUUUCUAGAGAAAUAUUUCCUCAUCCCUUCGUGUCUAAGGACAUUUUGUUUUGUGCUGAAAGAAAAUCAGAUAGUGUGUGGUUUCAAAACUCCACUGAUCCCACCAACAUGAAAACAGAGAGUUGCCGGGGAAAGAACUCUCUGAAAGCUAUUAGGGAACAAAAGAAAUGUCAGCCCUUCCAGGAUAUUUCUACUUAUUUUUCUGAAGAAGAGUGGGCAAAACUGACCACGUGGCAGAAAAGUGCCUACACGUAUAUGAAAAGAAACUACAUCAGAAUGACGAGCCUAGGGGUUACAGUCAACCAACCAGUUUUCAUGCGUUGCAAGGAACAUGUCAAAGAAUCCCCGGUGGAAGUUAAAGCUAAAGCUGAUGGCCCGGAUAAUAAAGGAGUCAAUACUGUUCGGGUGAACGCCUGGACCCAUCGGUUGCGGGUAAGGAAGAAUCGAAUAAUAUAUGAAGAGAUAAGUGACCCCGAAGAAGAAGAAGAAGACGACGACGACAACGAUAAUGAUGAUGAUGAGGACUGA
Phodopus roborovskii (desert hamster) is the source of this 588-nucleotide messenger RNA. RefSeq names its product protein SSX1. The record is from RefSeq and is a predicted model, not a curated record. Gene Ontology annotation, biological process: regulation of DNA-templated transcription. Lineage: Eukaryota; Metazoa; Chordata; Mammalia; Rodentia; Cricetidae. Gene Ontology annotation, cellular component: nucleus. The transcript is spliced from 5 exons. Bases 169 to 588 code for a protein of 139 amino acids.